Molecule: messenger RNA, 1401 nt
Organism: Pelecanus crispus (Dalmatian pelican)
Lineage: Eukaryota; Metazoa; Chordata; Aves; Pelecaniformes; Pelecanidae
Source: RefSeq, a predicted model, not a curated record
AUGCGGGCUACGUGCCAUUGCCCUGGGCAUGCAGGACACGAGGGAGUUCUGUGCAAGCGGGAAGUUUGUGGGGGCAAGUGGGAUGUUGUUGCCGCAGGCAACCAGCCUAUAAAAGACCCCCACCCCAGACCCCUGUGUGCCGUUCUUGGCGCCAGCCUAGCGGUGGCAGUGGAAGCAGGAGACUGCUGUCGUGCCGCUGAAUCUCAGACCAUAGAAUGUCUCCAAACCCUGGUUCAAACCCUGCAGGGACAAGUUGGUGAAUUAAAAAAACAAUUGGAAGAGGAAAAGGACCAGGUUAAAAUUUUACGAGCUGCUCUGAAGGAGCAACUCCUUGUGAAUGCCGUCCAUGAGGAGGCACCCCCCCAAACUAUUUACCCUAUUAAUUAUCUGCAGGCAGCGAGAAAAAAAUCAGAGAGAUCAGAACCACCCUCACUGCGACCCUUAGUUAAAACCGAAUACAGUUAUGAAGAUGAGCAGGACCAUUUUCCCCAAGUUACAACUAAAGAAAUCCCCUACACUGCCACUGAAUUGGCAAAAUUGAAAAAGGAUUUUGGCCGAACCCAGACUGACUAUGUGUGGAGAGUGUCACUAUCAGGAGGGGAUCAGAUUUUGCUCAGUGAAAGGGAGGCAGAAGGAUAUUGGGGGCCAGGAGUAUUUUUAACUACUGGAUACCACCGAGCCCCCUGGUCUCUAACCCAGCGAGCAGCUUAGUGGGCAGGAGGGUCGAACCCCCUGGAAAGGGGGGAUCCUCUCGCAAUUACAGGAACCUUUAAUCAGUUGGUGGAAAGUGUGCAGAAAGCAUCUUGCCUACAAAUGAUGUACGAUCAGAAAUUAGAACCUAGGCAGGAAUCCCCGAUGCUGAUGCCGGUGGAUCCCGAGCGAAUGACUCCCCUUAUAAGGGGACUUCCCAGCUCUUUAAAACCAAUUGGGAUUCAAAUACAGGGGAAAAUACAGGCAACUUUAGAGGGAUUUGCUCCCAAUUGGCCUUGCCGACCCCCAGAUAGGAAAGUGUGGACUUGGGGUGAAGUAGCCCAAGAGUUAAUCAAUUAUGGGCACAAAUAUGGCCCUGUUGGCCCUCCAACUACCAGAAAUCUAAGGUGGAUGGAAGUUAAAACAGUCCCACACUCCAGAGGCGCAAAAAAGCCACCCCUCAUAAAACCAUCUGGGAGGAGGGACUUCCCAAACAAGUGCAAUAGCUUGUGGGCAAAGGGCUGGCAAAAGGGGAUCCCAUGUGACCUAAUGGACGGGCUGCCAACAGACAAGUUAGAGAGGCUGGUGAUGGGGUGUCCUGAUAAAACAGUAAAGAGGGAAGCGGUCUUUCAAGGUGCCAUUACCCCUAGUGCACUUUCUGAGAUUGAUUCUUUAGGAAUAAAUGUCUCCCGAGAGUCAGCGGGGAACUAG